GCAAAUGAUGGCUGUGUUUAACAGACGACCGGUUCAGGUGGUUCUCAUUGUGGGUGUGACCACCCUGCUGACAUCAUAUUUGAUUAUAUUCCAUAACUGCCACGAAGAGCAUACUAAAGAAGUUCCCACGACACUAAAUCUGAGGUUGACACCAUCCAGACCUUCUUUGUCUCUUGGUCCAUGCACCUGUCCUGACAAAUCAGUACUCCUCAAAGAUGUCCUCCCCAAGGAACAGCGCGAGGAGCUGGUGCAACGCCGAGCUAAAGAGUUCCAACAAUACAAAGCUAGGACUACGUCUGUAUUAUCCACGCUGCUGUUUGCUUUGCCUAACUCUCCUUUGCAGUAUCCUAUCCAGGGUUUUACAGUACGACCUUUGACCUCCACCUUGAUACCAGGUUUAGCGCUGCAUGCAGGACAAAGAAGCAGUUACAAGGUGUUAUUGAAUGUGUCUAAAGGUGUCCUGAAUACAGAGAAUCCACCUGAAGGGGUGACAGUCCAAGGUGAUGGAGAGGCAGGGUUGAUUAUGGAGUCUACCAGCUUGGUGAACCUAAACCUGCUGCUGGCUGGAGUGUCCUAUACCAGCUCCAUGUACCAUAUACACACCGGAGACCUCGCAUCCUUCCUGUAUGAGAACCACGAAGCUAUGUUUCCCAUUACCAUCAAACAGCCUAAUCUGCCAGUCCUGUACGACAUGGGAACAGAUAUCAGAUCUCACGUCACCAUCACUACAAAGACAUUCCUGCGCUAUCCACAACUCAAGGUGCUGUUGAGCAGCAUUCGGAGUUUCUAUAGCAACAUAGAAGUCAUUAUUGCAGAUGACAACUUUGAACCAGAACACAUUAAAGGAGAACACAUCAAGCAGUACAUCAUGCCUCCAGCGCAGGGCUGGUUUGCUGGCAGGAAUCUGGCUGUCUCCCAGGUAACCACCAAGUACUUCCUGUGGGUGGAUGAUGACUUUGUGUUUACGGAGAAGACGAAGAUAGAGAAGCUGGUGGAGGUGAUGGAGGCCGUCCCUGAACUGGAUGUGCUGGGUGGAUCAGUGCAAGGGAACCAGUUUUACUUCUCUCUUCGCUAUGAAGAAGGACAAGAAAUGGAUGGUGGCUGCCUGCACAGGAAGAUGAAUGAGAAGUUCCACUCACUUCCUGGUUACCCACAAUGCUUUCUAGCCAAUGGGAUGGUCAACUUCUUCCUGGCUCGUACAGAUGCUGUAAUGAAGGUGGGAUUUGACCCCAAGCACCAGAGGGUAGCACACGCAGAGUUCUUUAUGGAUGGGCUUGGCUCCUUGCUGGUUGCCAGCUGUGGCCACGUGUCCAUUAACCACAAUUCCCAAAAUACCGCCAACAAGGUUCAAUACGCCCGUUUUGAUGCAAAAUGCAGCUUCACUUCUUCAAAAACCAUCUAAAGUGUGUCCUAUAUGAGUAGAAGAUGACGAGAGGAAACUGAGGUCACUGGUUGUAGUUAUCCAACAUAUUGAUUUGUCUAAUCAACAUGUCUGGCUUUAUUGUUGAAUAUAAUUAGGUAUCAUCUGCAUAGCAAUGACAGUAAAUAGAGUCAUUCCUAAUAAUUUUGCCUAAAGGAAGCAUAUAUAAGCGAAAUGGAAUUGAUGGUUAGCACAGUCACCUCACAUCAAGAGGUUUCCUGGUUAGAACCUUAGCUGGGACCUUUCUGUUUGGAGGUUGCAUGUUCUCCAGCUUCCUCCCACAGUCCAAAGACAUGCAGGUUAAUUGGUGACUCUAAAUUGCCCGAAGCCGUUAAUGUGAAAGUGUCCUCCUGCAUUACAAAACAAGUUGCACACACUACACUCCCUAGGGUUUUUUUAAGUCCUUGCCUUUCCAGCUGCUCAUUUUAAUCUUCUUUUUAUUUGUGAUAUAGAGCACACAUUAAAUGUGCAUCCAUUGUUAUUGAUAUGAUGAUGAGCCCUUGAAAGCUUUUAAUGUUGUAGCACUUAAGAGUAGUAUACAGACCACUUUUUGGAUGUCUUUCUGAAUCAUAUUUUUACUCUUGGUCUUGGACAAAGUAGACUCUGAAUUAUAUUUCAAGUCACAACUGCAAGUAUACAAUCAUCUGUGCAUUAUCUGAUUUAUUAAUUAAUAUCAUUCAUGUGAUUUGACCUAAAACUUCCUGCAUCAAAUGCAACCAAUGACGUAUUUCUAAUUUGAUAGAUUUGUUGUUUAGUGCUGUUGCUGCUUUACACGCACUUCAAGAACGUGAAUGUGGGAGAAAGAGGAGCAACGUCAGCCAAAUCUUCUGUAAUAAAAUUUGACUUCCUAAACCACAAAGACUUAUGCAAAACAGCGUCCCAAAGAAAACACUGAGACAAAUAUUAGCUACCUAGUAUUUACUCAGUCUCACCCUGCCUCGGUCUUGCCUUGGACUUGAUGUACUCUGGUCUUGGUUUAGGUGGUCAUGACUAUGUGAUGCAGGGUCAUGUAGGCUGCCCUACAUGCUAGUAAAUUAGCUGGCCUACCUGUCUCUGAAUGGUCAGACAGCCAAGUUUCAAACUAUUACUGUUCUUACAUCCUGGGGAUAGAUGGGGAUUUUGUUAUUUUUUUCAUUAUUUUUAUUUGCUUAUGUAAGACAUGUGACUUUAAAUGUUUACACAGUACAGUUCAUCCCUGUUAUGCCAGCAAUAAUACCGUUCGCACUAUUUAAAGAGUGUCAUGACGCACAAACAAAACACCAACAUAAGAGAACUGAAGUUGACCUACAGUCAGGACUAACCAGGGACGAGGAUCCUAAUUGUCUCUGAGUUGGAAAAAUGUCACCAGCCGCUCCUGUCAGUCUGUUUACUGAUGUGUUUUUUUUGUUAUCAAUAGGUGAGAUAGUGAGGUUAGACAAUAUAGGCUU
Messenger RNA from Larimichthys crocea (large yellow croaker), 2847 nucleotides. RefSeq names its product beta-1,4 N-acetylgalactosaminyltransferase 2-like. Lineage: Eukaryota; Metazoa; Chordata; Actinopteri; Sciaenidae. Gene Ontology annotation, molecular function: acetylgalactosaminyltransferase activity. The transcript is spliced from 12 exons. The record is from RefSeq and is a predicted model, not a curated record. Gene Ontology annotation, biological process: UDP-N-acetylgalactosamine metabolic process; UDP-N-acetylglucosamine metabolic process. Bases 5 to 1402 code for a protein of 465 amino acids.